GGAGAAAGGAAAGGAAAGUAUGCGCACCGAGACCUUCGAAUCCGCUACUGCCACUGCCACGACCACCGCCUCGGCCCUAGCUAGCCCUGCCCAAUUAUAUAAGUGCAGUCCCCGGCCCUCUGCGCUGCGCAUCUAUUGAUUUCAGCAUCGCUUCUGACCAGAAGAAGAUCCCGGAAGAAACAAGAUCAGGAACAGAAAGUAGCUAGAAGUCGGAUAGAUAGAGCAGCUAGCCAAACGGCGUAGCUCAGCCUGAGAAAAGACACACAUACAUACAGCUAGGGGAGGGAUGGAGGUGCUGAGCGGGAGGGUAGGGGUGAAGUGCGGGCGGUGGAACCCGACGGCGGAGCAGGUGAAGGUGCUGACGGAGCUUUUCCGGGCGGGGCUGCGGACGCCGAGCACGGAGCAGAUCCAGCGGAUCUCCACCCACCUCGGCGCCUUCGGCAAGGUGGAGAGCAAGAACGUCUUCUACUGGUUCCAGAACCACAAGGCCCGCGAGCGCCACCACCACAAGAAGCGCCGCCGCGUCGCCUCCUCCUCCUCCGACAACAGCAGCGCCAGCAACAACAACGACGAAGCAGCAGAUCACGGCCGCAGUAGUGCCCGCGAGGACCUCCUGCUGCAGCCUCCCGAGAGCAAGCGCGAGGCCAGAAGCUACAACCACCACCGCCGGCCGAUCAUGACAUAUGUAGGCUAUGUGAGGGACGAGGUGGAGCAGGAGGUGGUGAUGUGGGAGCGGCCGACGAGGGAGGUGGAGACGCUCGAGCUGUUCCCGCUCAAGGCAGCCUACGACCUCGAGGCGGCGGACAGGCUCCGGUACGUGAGGGGCGCCGGCGAGCAGCAGUGCAGGGAGAUCUCCUUCUUCGACGUCGCCAACGGACGGGAUCCGCCGCUGGAGCUCAGGCUCUGCAGCUUCGAUAUCUAGCUGGAGUACACUGCUAGAUCGAUUGACGCACGCACGCAUGUAGCUGCAGCUCCUGCUGCUUGUACCUGACCAUGCCACGCACGACAUCAUAUCAUUGCCUACGUAGUCCUUGAUUUCUAGCUAUCCACAUUAAAAGGCGUACGUGACGGGGAUACGGCGCCAGCCAUGUGUUGUAAGCACCACCGUUAUCGCAGGCAGAAUCUGAGAGGAUCGGCAAACAGCACGCUAAUCAUGAGAUGUCCGCCACCCUUUUCCUUGGUAUUUUCAUCAAGAGAUGUAUACCACUACCGCUUUCUUUUGUUCA
Brachypodium distachyon (stiff brome) is the source of this 1226-nucleotide messenger RNA. RefSeq names its product WUSCHEL-related homeobox 9. The coding region runs from base 287 to 922 and encodes 211 amino acids. Lineage: Eukaryota; Viridiplantae; Streptophyta; Magnoliopsida; Poales; Poaceae. Gene Ontology annotation, molecular function: DNA binding; DNA-binding transcription factor activity. The transcript is spliced from 2 exons. The record is from RefSeq and is a predicted model, not a curated record. Gene Ontology annotation, biological process: plant organ development.